AAACAGUACUCGUGUGGCGCCGCUUUGUGCUUCCGCAAACAGAACGGAGGGUGGCUGCGUCGGAGAUAAAUGACAGAGAAGAUAAGGACUUGAUAAUUUGGAGGCCAGUUUUACUAGUGUUAGUUUAUGAAGUUUUACCAUCUGUUGAAGUAAUCAAAAAUGGAAAAUUUUGCAAAAGCAGAGGAAUGUGUAAAGAUCUCUCUUGAAGAAGCAAAAAUAUCAAUAGAUUCAGAAACAGAGUCUUCAUUCAGUAUUAAUGAAAACACAGCUGCUCCUGGGUCUAGGCUUUUGGAGAAGGCUCCUACCUAUGGGCAAGUAGACACACUGAAAAAGAGAAAAACGGAAUUUGCAGAUGAUGUUAUAAAAGAGUUUUCCAGUUGUGGGGAAGAUAUUCCAUCCAAGAAAAAACUUGAUGCUGAAAUUGUCCCAGAGGAAAAAGGUUCUGGUGAUGAUGAAGGCAUUUCAAGGAAAAGAAGACUGGAAACUGAUGAUUUUACAAAAGAUAAACCUUCUCCUGGAGAUAACACCCAGAAAAAGAGAAAAAUAGAACUUGAAGAUGUCCUUGAAAAACAAAGAAAUUUAGAAGAAGGACACAGCUCAACAGUGGCUGCUCACUACAAUGAACUUCAGGAAAUUGGUUUGGAGAAGCGUAGCCAAAGUCGUAUUUUCUACCUAAGAAACUUUAAUAAUUGGAUGAAAAGCGUCCUCAUUGGGGAAUUUUUAGAAAAGUUACGACAGAAAAAAAAACGUGACAUUACUGUUUUGGACCUGGGAUGUGGUAAAGGUGGAGAUUUACUUAAGUGGAAAAAAGGAAGAAUUAACAAGCUAGUUUGUACUGAUAUUGCUGAUGUUUCUGUCAAACAGUGUCAGCAGCGGUAUGAGGACAUGAAAAACCGUCGUGAUAAUGAAUAUAUUUUCAAUGCAGAAUUUAUAACUGCUGAUUGCUCAAAGGAACUUUUGAUUGACAAAUUUCAUGACCCAGAAAUGUACUUUGACAUCUGCAGUUGUCAGUUUGUCUGUCAUUACUCAUUUGAGUCCUAUGAACAGGCAGACAUGAUGCUCAGAAAUGCUUGUGAGCGACUUAGUCCUGGAGGCUAUUUUAUUGGUACCACUCCCAAUAGCUUUGAACUGAUAAGACGCCUUGAAGCUUCAGAAACAGAAUCAUUUGGAAAUGAAAUAUAUACUGUGAAAUUUCAGAAGAAAGGAGAUUAUCCGUUAUUUGGCUGCAAAUAUGACUUCAACUUGGAAGGUGUUGUGGAUGUCCCUGAAUUCUUGGUCUAUUUUCCAUUGCUAAAUGAAAUGGUAAAGAAGUAUAAUAUGAAACUAGUCUACAAAAAAACAUUUCUUGAAUUCUAUGAAGAAAAGAUUAAGAACAAUGAAAAUAAAAUGCUGUUAAAACGAAUGCAGGCCCUGGAGCCAUAUCCUGCAAAUGAGAAUUCCAGACUUGCCUCUGAAAAGGUGGAUGACUAUGAACAUGCAGCACAGUACAUGAAGAAUAGUCAAGUAAAAUUACCUUUGGGAACCUUAAGUAAAUCAGAAUGGGAAGCUACAAGUAUUUAUUUGGUUUUUGCAUUUGAGAAGCAGCAGUGAGCACCAGAACAGCUGUGUUCCAUCUUAUACAGAUUUGAAUGAUCCACCUUAAAUAGAUUUGACAACUUUCUGUUUGUUUAUUUUAAUUAUUCUGAAUGUACAGGAUGCUGUCAGAAACUCCAGUGCAUACAUUUAAUAUUUGCUGUCUGUGACAGACUAACUUUGGUGUGUGUAUAUAAGAAUGAAUUGGGACCUUCUUCUUUAAAAAUCUAUUUUUAAUGUUCAAAUAAUUCCAUUUGCCUUUACUCUCUUAGCUUAUAAAAAUUAUACAGCUUGUUAAAGCCACUGAACUCUUUCCACAGUGCUCUGACUUGCUCAGUCUGUUUACAGUAUUAACUUUACUACAGUUUUAGAAUUGAUGAAGGAGUAUGCUGGUUUGCAGGUGUGUGUUCUCAUUUCCAUCAUUUCGUAGUGUGUUUCCAGAUUAAAUGGAUUGCUUUUCUGUGUAAUUGAAUGUAAUGUUCAGUAUGUAUCACUAAAGGUAUAAGUUUAAAACUAAAUUUUAGAUGGUCAUAAUAGUUAUUUACUCAGAAUUUUAGCCAGUUAUUACAUUUUGUUAUAAAUUGUAACUAUUUUAUUUGCUAAUAUGAUGUAAUUCUGGAAUCAGAGCAUUUUGGAUGCCAGCAUAGAAUGGCUUUGUACCUUGGGGGCUUUCUCUAAAAAAUUUCCUGCCAUACCAAUUAAUGUUUCUAGAUUUCAAGAAUGUAAUUAGAUUUACCUCCUCUUCAUUGAACAAAAAUGCUGUAGUUGUUUUUUCUCAAGAUAUAAUGGAAACCUCACCAUGUAAACCCAUUGCAGAUUAUUGUUGGAUUUAGAUGGGAACUGCAAUCGGGGGAUGUGGUUAUUAAAAACAAAACAAAACUGAACAGACUUCAGGUUAAUUCUUUCCUUGUUAGAUCUAGGUUACUGACAUUACCUGUUAUAGAUCCAUUACUUCCUUUGUCCCAGAAAGAAGCAGGAGUAUUGAUUCCUCAAUUAUAGUGUUGUACUUUGCAUAGUAGGAUCAAGCGUCUUACCACCAUUCAGAAUUUGUAUUUGCCAUUUCAAAACUAUACAGUUGUCAGUCCUGGCUUCUUGCUUGAUUACUGUUCCAAAAUUGAUGUGAACCAAAGUUAGGUUAACUGAUGUCUAUACAUCACUGUUCAGAAAAGUUGACACUUUUUGCAUGUAGGAAAAAACUUAAAUAGCAAAGCAGCAUAAUUAUUGCAUAUUCUUUUAAAAAUCAUUUCCUUUAAGCAUGUUUAAAAACAUUACUUUCUAUAAUUAUCAUGAAUACAUAUAAAAAGUGUAGUUUUUACUUUGUUUAUAUAUGUUGUUCAUGGGGUUGGAAUAGCAAGUCUCUUAGCAAGAAACAUUGGUUAAUGAAUUUAUGUUUCUUCUGCAGUCUGUCAGUCUCCAAACUGUUACCAGUUUACAAAAAUUAAGUCUUUUUGCCUUGGUGGUUGCCCUGAGUCAUUUGGGAAAAUAACAGUACAUCUGAUUAUGAUGACUGCUCUUAGCUUGCUAAGGUUUUUGUAAUGGUGUAGUGCUUAGGAAUUAGAGAUGGUAAACAGGUUCAUUUUAGUUCUGAAGGAAGUACCAGAAAGUAUUGUAAAAAUUUAGUAGAACAUAAAAAGCUUCUUUAUUAUUUUCUAUCACUAUUCUCAUUUAAUGGUCUUAGUUAAUUCUAAGUAAAUAAUAAAACAUGUUUAGCCUCUUUCUGUUCUUUUCACCCCAAAGGAUGGAAUAAUUGUUGAUAAUACAAAGCAGAGAGAAAAGGAAGGGCCAGGGCCAUGAGUAGAAAGGCGCAUAGGAGAUCCUGAAUGGAUGGAUCAGGGUUCUGGGGUCUGAGUGCACUGUUGUGUGUGCAGGAAAGGUGCAGAUCUGCACCUGAGAAUGUGGAAUUCCAGAAGUCACCCUUUUCUUUGAGUGUUAGUCUCACUGUCUUCUCUGGUCGUCCCUCCACUCCCUGGUGUCUCCUUGCUGCAAUUAAGUGCCUGGACAGUCGCCCCUGCCCAACAUCACCAAGCUGGUAGGACUCCCCACCACACACACACACACACACACACACACACACUCUCUCUCUCUCUCUCUCUCUCUCUCUCUCUCUCUCUCUCUCUCUCUCUCUCUCUCUCUAAAUAUUUGGUUACAUUCCAUUCCAGACUUGUAAUUAUCAGGAAAGGAAGGGUAUGGCUUUCACUGUCAGGUCAGUGAUGUAAACUGUUCAUGGCAGUGACGUGGGGCACUCCCAGACCUGUUUGUCCUGUGAUGAUGAAAGUAGAAAUGAAGAUAAAGUCAGCUAUUUGUGGAAAGAACACAACUUGAUAUUGGAAGGAUUGAUCUAGGAACAUGACUGGAUGGUGGUGCAACCAAGAACACUCAAAUUCAAUUUUCUGAGCCAAGGAUAGGCUAAAGGGAAGGCACUGUGUAGCCAUAGUGUCCAGAGAGAGAAACUGGCCAAUUCUUGCUGCAUUCAGAGGAGAGGUGUCCUAACCUACAGACAACAAAAAGCCUGCAGGUUGUAACUCUGCUUUUAUCUGUGCCCACAAAGCCUCUGGUUCUAGUGUGACUCCCCAGAGAAAUUUGCCUUCAGGGAGAGAAGGCAUUGAUUAGAGACUUUGAUGUUUAUUAAUUAAUCCUUGUAAUUAUCAGUUACAGCUUCAUUGCUUAACACCUCCCCAAAUUUAGAAAUUGAGGAAAUAUGAUUGCUGUCUAAAUUUGCCAAUGGCAUUAAUAGGGCAUCAGAGCAGAGGUGUACAAAGUGAGACAGGCUUUGAGGUGUAGGGUCCAAUGUUAAUCAUCAUUGGAGAGGCAGAAAAAGCAUUGUCUGAUAUCUGUAUCUCUGGUCCCAUUAGCUUUUUUGGGAAUUUAUUCUUUAGCCCUUACUAGCUCUUAUGUAAUUUUGAUGUCUUUAAGUACCCUUCUAAUGAAGAUUUGGCUUGUGUAGGUCUGCCUUCGGGAAAAAUACCAGUGUGCAUAUUCAGUAGAACAUUAUUUUUCACUGUUGUUAAGAUGACUUUUUGUUGUCUACCUCAGGCUUUGUAUGUAUCACGAGCCUGUCACUGCCAAGUCUCUGGAUUUUCAAAAUAGAGGCCAGAUCUAGGCACGAGGGCUGUAUAAAUAAAGUACCAAAAUGCCUUUGGCAUUUGCUGGCCAUUUAGUCGAGUAGGAAGCAUAUACAAUUUCAUCACCUCCCUAAUUGCUGUUAUAUCAGAUACUACACACCUCAUCAGAAGUUUCUUCAUUUUUCACCCUCUGACAGAGCAACAUUCCUGAUUCUUGAAAGCAAUAGGUGCAGUGGGUGCUAUACUUAUUUAUUUUGUGAUAGACUUAUUUAGCAGAUAUAUAGGGCUGGGGAGAGCUAACUCUCCACCUUGUAUCCUCUCUUCCACCUCUGCUCCCAUUUAGCCCUAAAGCAUGUGUGCCUGCUCCUCACUGUGAUACUGAGCAAGUAUGAUACAUCCAGGAGCACUCUUCUCAGUUUGUUUGGGGAGACAUGGUCAGUCCUAAAGCCCUUUGCUCCCUGAACUCCCAGUCCCUGCUUCCUUGGGGACAGUGUAGCUUGGAUAAAGUGAGGUUGACAGCUAACCUUAAGCUCCUAACUUAAUCAUUUUCCUAAUUUAAAUGUAACUCAUUUUGGUCAAUUGUAUGAAGUAAGGAUAGGGAUAACUUUUAACAGUGAGGAAACUGAGCCACUGAGAGGAUACAUAUCUGCCCAAGCCAGAGCCAAGAUUUGAAUGUCCCACAUCCCGCAACUCAGGCCUGCACUUCAACUACAUUGUUACAUUCUUCAAGGGGUGUUAUGAAGACUCAUGACUCCUUGUCCAUCUACUACCUGCAACUUGAAAUGUUAACAAUUAGAACACUCCACCUAUUUUGUUUAAAAUUUAGAUACAUUUUAUUGAAGUAUAACUGAUUUUUCACAAAUGAAACCCUUGAAUACCAUCUGCACACACAUCAACAAAAAAUAUUACCAGUGCCCUGGAAGCCCCCAUCAUGUUCCCUGACAGUUACUACAUCCCCAAGGGUAACCACUAUUCUAAUUUCUAAGAGUGUAGGUUGGUUUUGUCUGGUUUCGGAAUUUAUGUGAAUAGAAUCCAAUAAUAAAUACUCUUUUGUAUUAGGUUUAUUCAACAUUGUGAGAUAUUUGUUGCAUGUUUUUGUUCAUGGUUCAUUCUCACACUGCAUGAAUAAAUCACGUAUAAGUUAUUUGAUGGAUAUUUGGUUCAUUCCCAGUUGGGGAACGAUUAAUAGUACUGCUUCAAAUAUUCUUGUACAUGAAUUUGGGUACACAUAGGUACGCAUUUCUGCCUAGGAGUGGAAUUGUAUAUGUUGUAUAUUAUAUAUGUACUAUACAAUAUUUUCAGCUUUACUGGAUACUGCUGAACAGUUUACCCAAGUUCCUGUUGUCUCACAUUUUUGCCAGAAAUCAAUGGUGUUAGUUUUUUCCGCUUUAUUCUGGCAGGUAUAUAGUGGUAUUUCAGUGUGGCUUUAGUUUCAUUUCACUGAUUAUUAACAAGAUUGAGUACUUUUCAUAUAUGUUUAUUGGUCUUUACAUGUUUUCUUGUGAAAUACCUGUUCAACUUCCCCAUGUUUCUAUUGAGUAGACUAUCUUUUGUAUUGUUGGUUUUUGAAAAAUGUUUAUUCUAGAUACAAGUUCUUUGUAGAAUGUACUGUGUUGUGAGAAUGUAUUUGUUGAAAAGAAGUUCUUUAUUAUCAUACAAUUUACCAAUGUUCUUCAUGGUUGGCAUAUUUUGCUUAAGAAAUGUUUACUCCAAGAUCAUGAUUAUGAAAAACUGCCAAGUCCACACAAAUCUGAGGUUGCCCUUUCUGGUUGUGAGAUUCAGGAAAAUAAAACUGCGUUUAAGGACUCUAA
This is a messenger RNA of Phyllostomus hastatus (greater spear-nosed bat), 6445 nucleotides long. It is a transcript of the gene RNMT, whose product is annotated as RNA guanine-7 methyltransferase. Gene Ontology annotation, cellular component: nucleus. The transcript is spliced from 12 exons. The coding region runs from base 160 to 1590 and encodes 476 amino acids. The record is from RefSeq and is a predicted model, not a curated record. Gene Ontology annotation, molecular function: mRNA 5'-cap (guanine-N7-)-methyltransferase activity. Lineage: Eukaryota; Metazoa; Chordata; Mammalia; Chiroptera; Phyllostomidae. Gene Ontology annotation, biological process: 7-methylguanosine mRNA capping.